AUGGCAGGCUACGCCGUCCGAGUGGGCGACACGGUCACCGUGCCCGGUGACAUGUACGGCACGGUCAAGUUUGUUGGAUCCGUUGCGAACAAGAACGGCGUCUUCGCCGGUGUGCAACUCGCGAAUGAAUUUGCUCCGCGCGGCAAGAACUCAGGCGAUGUUGAAGGGAAAUACUACUUCAAGACCACAAUACCCGGCGCAGGAAUAUUCCUGCCAGUCGACAAAGCAGUGAAGCGACCGCCCGCUGUCAAUAGCACUGCUGCUGGUAUGCGACCGAGUGCUGCCGCGCCUGGCACUCCAACGAGAUUGACUAGUUUCAAUGUCGGCGGUCGUACGCCUGCGACGGGCAAGCCCAACUUCAGCCAGUCGGUCAGCGCUGCAGGUCGAGCGAGCCCUGCGUUGAAGCCUCCUAUGCGUCGAGAGUCGCUGCCGCGACCGCAGAGCCCUCUACGGAAGACCGCAACGCCUGGAAAGGCUCUGGUCACACCUAAGUCCAGAGCCGCGCCGGCGAGUGGGCUAGCUAAGAGCCAGAUUGGCGGACCGACAGGCUACCGGAGUGCAGGACCAAAGCCGUCUUUGGGCGGUAACAAAUUCAGUCAGAGCCUCCGCGCCACUUCCACCACGUCUAACAUCACCGCUCGAUCCGAGGCAGAAUCGUCGCUCGGCCCUGAGUCUAGCUUUGAUGAGGUGCCCGAGGAAGACGGCGAAAGUACGCCCACGCCUACACCGCACGUUGCUGGCAGGAAACAAUCAGAAGUCAAGCAACUCGAAGAGGUCGCCCGACUUCGAUCACUGCUCGACGAGAAAGACCGCGCUCUGAGCGACCAGAACUCCAGUAUCGCCAAGAUGGAACGCAAUUUGAACGAGCUUAGCAAGCUUGUACCAGAAUUGUCCGCCGAACCACCGCGGUCCCGCUCCCGCUCACGACUACGGCAAGACAUCGAGGACGAGGACUUGCCCCGCGAUGUAGCCGCACUCAGAGCGGCUUUACGCGAGAAGAACGAGAAGAUUAAGCUACUGACCGCCGAAUUCGACGCCAAUCGGGCAGACUUCCGUUCGACCAUCGAUACGCUCGAGAUGGCUAGCACAGAGACCGAGCGCGUUUACGAGAAGCGUGUCGAUGAGCUGUUGGAGGAAGUCCGGAAUCUGCAAGACCGCAGCGAAGACGUCGAAAGUGUAGCGCAGCAACUGAAGCAGCUGGAGGAGCUGGUACAGGAGCUAGAAGAAGGCCUCGAGGACGCUAGGAGGGGAGAGGCCGAAGCCCGGGGUGAAGUUGAGUUCUUGCGAGGCGAAGUCGAGAGGUCGCGGAGUGAGCUCAGAAGAGAAAGGGAGCGAAAACGGACUGAGGAGCAAUUGAACGGGUAUGGUAGUGACAGCGGCGGCCACGAGCAGGAGAAGCUCGACGAGUUGCAGUCGCAGCUCGAUAGCAAAGAAGACGAAAUUCGUGGUCUGAAGACCAUUAUUCGAAAUCUGCAGACGGCCGAGGACACUGUCGGCACUACUCGCAACAAGCCAAAUGGCAUAUCGAACGCCGCAAAGAGCAAAAUUCUGGCUAACGGCAAUUGCAAUGGCAACGGGAUCAACGACGACUCGAAUGCGAACCGAAACAGCAUGCAACAGCAUAUCCGCGAACUGGAGGAUCUUCUGCAGCAGAAAACGCAGCAUGAGCAGGAGCUCGAAAAGGAGAACUCACAGCUUCGCAGCUCGGUCCAUAUCGGCAAGUUUCCCAUGACCGGCGGAUCUAGUGCUUUUGGCCUGCGUACAGGAAAUUCGUCCAGGCCGACAAGUCGCGAUAUGAUGCCGCCUCUGUCGCCCAGCAGGACGCGGAGGACUGAUCUUGCCGAUAACAACGACAAGCACACGAGUACUGGAACACAGGGCAGUCAGCGAACAGUAGUCCUCAGCCCUGCAGCAGAGAAGGCAAAUACGUGGCAACGUGCAGACGACGAUGAUGUUGAUGAUGUAGUCCCCGAUCGGAAGCUACCCAACCACCAGCGCCAGCAAUCAGCCGACAGCAACAACGAAGCCGCCUCCGAAACCUCCUCUUCCGCCGCGCUAUGGUGCGAGAUAUGCGAGGAGGGCGGCCACGACAUUCUCAGCUGCAAGAACAUGCUCGCUUCGUCUGACGCAAUGGAGGAUGAGCCCGCAACGCAAGACACUCCGUCUUCUCCUCAGCACUCGCGCAACAAGCCGUCAGAAUCAAUGCCAAAGCCUCUCAGCAUGUCCCGCAAAUCCACCCGCGACAGCAAUCAGGACAGCGCGCCCAGCAAGCCGCCCGAUGCAGCCCUCCCACCUCCACCCGUCGCCUCCACAACAGCCACACAGCGACCGUCCAGCUUCGACGACGAUGACAACGACAGCGACGACCUCGUCACCGCAACGCAAACACCCAUGCUCACGCCUCCAAAAUCUUCCCCGUCCAACAGUCUUGAGCCCGAAAAGCAACAGUCCCAAGAGCGCUCCGUGAGCGCCGAAAGGCAGCUCAAAUUGCCCGUCGAAGGCACCGGCGCGCAGGCGGGCAUGUGGGCAGGGAAGUCGUCCGGCUUGAUCGAUCCGGACAAGUGGUGUGCGCUGUGUGAGCGGGAUGGGCAUGAGAGCGUGGAUUGUCCAAUCGAGGACGCUUUCUAG
Messenger RNA from Cyphellophora attinorum, 2628 nucleotides. RefSeq lists its product as uncharacterized. Bases 1 to 2628 code for a protein of 875 amino acids. NCBI's taxonomy places the organism in Eukaryota, Fungi, Ascomycota, Eurotiomycetes, Chaetothyriales, Cyphellophoraceae. The record is from RefSeq and is a predicted model, not a curated record. The transcript has a single exon.